This is a messenger RNA of Emys orbicularis (European pond turtle), 2103 nucleotides long. It is a transcript of the gene NOL10, whose product is annotated as nucleolar protein 10. Gene Ontology annotation, biological process: maturation of SSU-rRNA from tricistronic rRNA transcript (SSU-rRNA, 5.8S rRNA, LSU-rRNA). Bases 43 to 2103 code for a protein of 686 amino acids. Lineage: Eukaryota; Metazoa; Chordata; Testudines; Emydidae. Gene Ontology annotation, molecular function: protein binding. The transcript is spliced from 21 exons. The record is from RefSeq and is a predicted model, not a curated record. Gene Ontology annotation, cellular component: 90S preribosome; nucleus; nucleolus.
AAAGCGAGAGACGCGAGCCGGGAGUCAUAGAAGGCCGCAGCCAUGCAGGUCUCCAGCCUCAACGAGGUGAAGAUCUACAGCCUGAGCGCGGGCCGGAGCCUCCCCGAGUGGCUUUCCGAUAGGAAGAAGAGAGCACUCCAAAAGAAAAAUGUGGAUGUUCGCAGAAGAAUUGAACUUAUUCAAGACUUUGACAUGCCCACAGUUAGCACAAAGAUUAAGGUAUCAAGAGAUGGACAGUAUAUUAUGGCAGCUGGAACAUAUAAGCCAAGGAUCCGGUGUUUUGAUACCUAUCAAUUAUCCCUGAAAUUUGAAAGAUGCUUAGAUUCUGAAGUGGUUACAUUUGAUAUUUUAUCAGAUGAUUACUCAAAGAUUGUCUUCUUGCAGUGUGACAGAUACGUUGAGUUUCAUUCACAACAUGGCCGUUAUUACAGGACAAGAAUACCAAAGUUUGGUAGAGAUUUCUCCUAUCACUACCCAUCAUGUGACCUGUAUUUUGUAGGAGCAAGUUCUGAAGUAUACAGAUUAAAUCUGGAACAAGGAAGGUACCUGAAUUCUCUACAAACAGAUGCUUCGGAGAAUAAUGUCUGUGACAUAAAUCCCAUACACUGCUUAUUUGCUACUGGUACAGCUGAGGGGAAAGUGGAAUGCUGGGACCCUAGAACUAGAAAUCGAGUUGGUGUGUUGGACUGCGCUUUAAGCAGUGUGACAGCAGAUACAGAGAUAGAUGGCUUGCCAUCUAUUUCAGCACUGAAGUUUAAUGGAGCUUUGAAUAUGGCAGUAGGCACAUCCACUGGACAGGUUUUGUUGUAUGAUCUCAGAUCCAGUAAUCCAUUAAUAGUCAAAGAUCACCAGUAUGGCCUGCCUAUUAAAUCAAUCCAGUUCCAGGAUCCAUUAGAUUUAAUAAUAUCUGCAGAUUCACGAAUCAUAAAAAUGUGGAACAAGGACACGGGGAAAAUAUUUACUUCCAUGGAGCCAGAACAUGAUAUCAAUGAUGUCUGCCUUUAUCCUAAUUCAGGAAUGCUGCUGACGGCCAAUGAAGACCCUAAAAUGAACAUCUACUACAUUCCAGUUUUAGGUCCUGCCCCAAGAUGGUGCUCAUUCUUGGACAACUUGACAGAAGAACUGGAGGAGAAUCCAGAGAGCACAGUUUAUGACGAUUACAAAUUUGUUACCAGAAAAGACCUUGAAAAUUUAGGCCUUGCCCAUCUCAUUGGAUCCCCACUGCUCAGAGCAUAUAUGCAUGGCUUUUUCAUGGACAUACGACUGUAUCAUAAGGUGAAAAUGAUGGUCAAUCCAUUUGCCUAUGAGGAAUAUAGAAAAGAGAAAAUUAGACAGAAGAUAGAAGAAACACGUGCACAAAGAGUUCAACUAAAGAAACUUCCAAAGGUUAAUAAAGAGUUGGCACUCAAGCUGAUUGAAGAGGAAGAGGAACAGCAGCCUACUAGAAAAAAGAAACAAAAGAAUCUGCCUAACAUUCUCACUGAUGACCGAUUCAAAGUCAUGUUUGAGAACCCAGAUUUCCAGGUGGACGAGAAGAGUGAAGAAUUUAGGCUGCUUAAUCCACUUGUUUCUAAAAUAAGUGAGAAAAGAAAAAAGAAACUGAAGAUUUUAGAACAGCAAGAAGCACAAGAGCAGGAAGAGGAGGAAGAACCAGAAGGAAAACCAAGUGAUGCAGAAAGUUCUGAGACUUCAGAUGAUGAAAAAGGCUGGGUUGAAGAGGUCAGGAAACAGCGCAAACUUCUACGCCAAGAGGAAAAAGUAAAACGGCAGGAAAGGUUCAAGGAGGAUCAGCAAACAACACUGAAACCUCAAUUCUUUGAGAUUAAAACAGGGGAGGAAUUCAGAAGCUUCAAGGACUCUGUCAAAAAGCAAAAAUUAAUGAAAAAAACUCUUGGAGAUCGCUUGAAGCUUGAAGAAAAGCUUGGCACACUCAGUGUAUCUGAUACCACAGUAGGCAGCAAACAGAUGACAUUCAAAUUAAAAAAGUCAGGGCAGCAGAAGAAACAGCAGGAAGCUGAGAAGCAACAUCAUCAGGAGAGGAAAAAUAUCAGGCGUUCAGCUAGCCACCUCAAGAGUAAACGUGGUAGAAGAGGACCAUUUUAA